This is a messenger RNA of Talaromyces marneffei, 990 nucleotides long. RefSeq lists its product as uncharacterized. NCBI's taxonomy places the organism in Eukaryota, Fungi, Ascomycota, Eurotiomycetes, Eurotiales, Trichocomaceae. The record is from RefSeq and is a predicted model, not a curated record. The transcript has 4 exons. The coding region runs from base 1 to 990 and encodes 329 amino acids.
AUGCCUCACUCUAUAUCCACAGACGACAACGCGUCUCGGAAUCAGGUGCCAUUUUGGACAGCGGAUAACCUCGUUAACACCGAGCAGAUUCCCACGUAUCUCUUUCGUCUCACUGCCCCUUCGACAGACGGAACAACUACUGAAUCCUAUGUUUGCCCCCCUAAACCGCUGAAUGAGAACUUUCUCGAUCUUGAAAGAUGCGAUGCAGUUGAACGUCUUCUUCAACACAUGGAACCGGUUUAUGGACAUGAGACUGAUUGCAACUUUAUGAGUUGGUCCAGUUCCCUCCUAUUCCUGAUCAAGUACGCUUUCUAUCGAUAUACAAAGUGGUGGGAGGAUAGGGAUUUCAAUAAUAUCAAAAUUUUUGUUAUUGAUACCAGAAAUAUGCCAAAGGGCGUAUUUGCCAAAGAUAUAGACUUGCUCAGCGUCCUGAACACAGCUUGCGACUGCAAGUCUCAUAAAGACCUCAAAUAUUUCAAUAGGAUGCGUAACGGAAAAUAUUAUUUCGGGGAAUAUCUCACUCAGGGAGAUAAACGGAAUUGGAGCAAAUGGGCAAACCCUGUUAUGUGGUCUCGUACCCAUCUCUAUUACCGCAAUAAUGCACCACCUGCAUCAAAAGAAGAGGUCUACGCUGCCAUCGCUAUCGCCAAAACCCUGUUCGACGGCCCUUGGUCGCUGCAUGUUGCUGCCAUGCUACUUGGAUUUAAGCCCCGACAGAGGAAUGACCCCGUUAUUCUUAAAUUCUUCAUGGAAGAAUACGGAGACUUAUUCCAACAAGAGGAUAUCAUUCGAGACAUCAGAUCACAGGAACUCAUCAUAGAUAGCAAACGAUUGCCGGAAGUAGAGCAAUACCAGAACAUCAUUGAUGAUAUUUCUUCGGUUGUGCUGGGAAAUGACGAGCCAGGAUUCUCGGAUACUGACAACUCUACUGACAAUGAUUCAACAUCUGUUGAUGAUUUGGCUACGGCGUACGAAAGGCUCUCGAUGUGA